Molecule: messenger RNA, 3724 nt
Organism: Cuscuta campestris
Lineage: Eukaryota; Viridiplantae; Streptophyta; Magnoliopsida; Solanales; Convolvulaceae
Source: the annotation of a GenBank genome assembly
AACAUAUUGUCUAUUCUUUAGAAGAUGGGUGGAGAGCUUUUUCUAAACAGUAAAGGACGCAGAAUACAGCUGCGUGGGAGGACAUGAUAUUGAUGCCCAUAAUUGUAAGCACAAUGCCAAUUGACCCAGAGAGAGAGAGUUUUGCUUCAAUCUCCCCACCCAUUCGUCCCAAAAUCUCGAACUUGCUUAAACAUGGUCGCCGGUAAAUCUCAGGAGCCUCUUCCUCCGGGAUGGAUCGAGCACGAGAAAGUGAAAAACGGCCGGACAACGAAGUACUACACAAAUUCAGAUAGUGGGAAAAAGUUUUAUUCCAAGAAGGCUGUGCUAGACUAUACAAAGGCAAGAGAUGCUCUCCAUGAUCAAAUUCAGGGAGUCAAUAAUAAUGAGAGUGAAAACCAAGAAGUUGGUAAUGAUGAUGGUCAACAUCAAGGAAUCAGCAAUGGUGAUGGUCAACAUCAAGGUAUCAGUAAUGACAAUGGUCAGAAUCAAGGAAUCAAUGAGGAUGAGAAUGCUACACCAAGUUUGAAGCCUACACCAAAAUCAGAUAAAUCUCUUGAGGUACCUCCUGGAUGGACAGUUGAAUUGAAAACUCGAAUGGGUAGCUCACAUAAUGGUGGGACUUACAAGUGUUACAUCAGUCCCUCCGGAAGAAAAUUUUAUUCCAAAGUUAAAGUCUCCCAGUAUCUUAACAGUACUGGAAACAGCAACAACUCCAUUGACCAUGGAAAAAAAGACAAUAUAGACGGAUCCAUCUCUAACGUGCCAGUAUCUCAAGAUCACACUCCUAAUCAGAGCAAGGGACACACAUCUCAAGAACUGAAGUCUGACCCGAACAAGGACACUCCGAAGACAGUUUCAUCUGCAGUUACAGCACAUGACGGUUCAGUGGAUGGGUUGCCAGCGGGGUGGAUAAAAGAAGUAAGAAGCAAGACAUGUCCAAGUGGGAUACGAAAGGAUCCGUUCUAUAUAGACCCUGUUAGUGGAUAUGAAUUUCGCUCCAAAAAAGAUGUUUUGCGCUAUUUGGAAACUGGUGAUAUUAAUAAGUGUGCCAUGAAGCCCAAGAAAAGGGAUCCAGAAUCAUCGAGCAAGGACAUACCCCAAAACAUAGAGGAAUCAUCUGCUAAACAGGAAGAGCCUCAAAACCACCACACACCUGUGAAGGACAAUGGUCAGCCUGCCCGCACUCCAAGAAAACAGAAAUCUGGCACGGAGAUGAGACCCACAGAGAUAGUUUCUUCUGAUGCAGUUCAAAAUGAUGCAGUGGGUGAGUUACCACCAGGGUGGAUAAAAGAAUACAAAUCCAGAAGAAGUGGGAAAAAGGACCCGUUUUAUACAGAUUCUGCCAGUGGGUAUAUGUUCCGGUCAAAAAAAGAUGCCUUGCGCUACAUAGAAUCCGGUGAUAUCAGCAAGUGUGCUAUGAAACCUCUCAAAAAGGAACUCGGAUCAACUUUGGGUGAUACACCUCCUGCCACUGAAAACUCGUCACCUAAAUUGAGAGUGUCUCAAAAUGAAAAAGCACUGAAAGCAAAACGUGCCAUUUCCAAAAAGCAGAAAUCUAGCAUUCACAAGCGCACACCAAAGGCACUUACUAAUGUUCCAGUUCAAAGUGGUCCUGCUGAUGGGUUGCCACCAGGGUGGACGAGAGAAUUCAGAUUGAGACAGAAUCCACAAGGAAGUCGGAUAAUAGGAGAUGCAUUUUACAUUGACCCCGUAAGUGGAUAUGAGUUUCGUUCCAAGAAAGAUGUUAUGCGCUAUUUAGAUACAGGUGAUAUUGGCAAGUGUGUUGUGAAGCCCACGAAAAGGGACCCAGAGUCAGCUACCAAGGACAAACCUAUCCUGCAUGGUGUAGUAAGGAUCCCAUCUGAUCCUAAGUUGGAAGACUCUCAAAACAACACACCAGCUAAGGAUCCCAGCCCCAUUCCCAAACAGCUAGAAUCUACGCCCAUGCAGAUUGGAGUUCAAAGUGAGCCAGUGGAUGGGCUACCAUCUGGGUGGAUAAAAGAAGCCAAAACUAGGAUGACACAAGCAGGGGAAAUAAGACAUGACUGGUAUUAUGUAGACCCUGUCAGCGGAUAUGAAUUCCGUUCCAAGAAAGAUGCUCUGCGCUAUAUUGAAAGUGGUGAUAUACGCAAGUGUAUCAUAAGGCCCAGCAAAAGGAUUCCCGGAUCAACCCCCAACAGCGUUCCUCCAAAUCCAGAAACAGACUCUUGGACGAGAAGAGAAGUUUUCGUUGGGGAGGAAUUGAAAGGAAAUGGAAAUACAGGGGCUGAAAUAAAAGAAAGUUCUGCUCCUACAGAUGCAGCAGUUCCACAACCACAUGCUGAAGAAGGCUCAAACAAAAGAAGGCGCAGCAUUACUCAUGAUUACCUCAAUGCAAAUUCCGGGACUGGAAUAACUGUGGGAAAACUUCCCCCACGCAGAAAAUCAAACAAAGUUUCCGGAAACCAAUCACCGAGUUCGGGUCAAACUGCGACCAAGACAAGAAAUCCCAGAGAAAACAAAGGCCCGACAAGCUUGCCUGGUCGGUCCUCAAACAGACUUGCAGAGCAACACAAAGGUGAAGCUGCAAAUUUGGGUCACCAGGAUGGAAUACAGCCUGACAAGUCUCUCGACCCGUCUGAGAAACUGGUCUCCAAUGUGGGCAUCGGGCUUGAAGGUAGUGUAGUUAUUCCAAACUCUAGCAGUGGCAUCGACAUCAACACAUCGUGGGGCCCGCACGAUCCCGUUCGGCAAGUGGUAGCUGACUUGGGCCUUGGUGAAGAAGAGAUUCUUCAAUCCUCUGCCGCGGGCUCAGGUGAAAUUGACGUCAACACGGCAAUGACCCACAUCCCUCGCCACUUCAGUUGCGCGGUUAGUAAGCCACCAUCCGAGGUUUACGUUGGGCCCCACGACGAUGUUGAUGUGAACAUACCAUUGCCAUCAAAUCCUCAAACGCAGUUUCGCGGAAGCGGGGACUGUUGGACGGACCCGUGUCUGGACUUUGCCCUGAAAACGCUCACAGGAGGCGGGAUGCCAGCUGGGGAGGGUUCUCAAGACCAAACUUGUGCUGGGGUCCAGCAUCAGCAGCAGCAACCACAGCCAUUUGACCCGCCUUACCCGCAGGUGGUGGACGGAUGCUUUUCGCUUCCACUUCCACUUCCGGUGUUUGAUCCACAGUCCGGGCCACAACACCCAUCAUCUAUGAUGAAUUCUUCGCCCCUUUUGCCGCCCGGGUUUAGCUUACCAAGUUACAAUGGAAUGGGUUCUCAAUCCGGUCCGGAUGGGAGGAAGGACUACCUGCCGCCCAACCUUUAAUGCCGGAAUCUUGGAGGCGACGAGCUCUCUAGUCAGUCCCCUCACCCUCACUUGUGUAAUGAUACAACUAAACUCUUCUUCUUCUUCUUCGUCUUAAUUACCUACUUGCCGCAUCAGUUUUAGCUCUUAAACUCAUUUAUAAUUAUGGAUUAUAAUGAGUUUGUGUGUGUGUAAUGUACUUCCAUAGGGGUAGCCAUGAAUAAGUUAAGGUAGGAGGUUGUGACAUGUUUGUGGGAUUAUUAUAUUUGUUAUUUUUUUUUCACUUCCAAAAAGACAAAUUGGGAUUGAUAACUGUUGUAGUAAUGGCAUGACAUCCUAUGUUCUUUAAAGUGCUACAUGAAGUACGUCUCAUUUCAAUUAGCGUUGUGUUAAUUGUACAAAUUAAAUGUGCAAAUAUGCACCAUGUAUUUGCUCCCUUUAUAGUUAAAUA